Messenger RNA from Nannospalax galili (Upper Galilee mountains blind mole rat), 6240 nucleotides. RefSeq names its product transmembrane protein 131 (gene Tmem131). The transcript has 40 exons. The coding region runs from base 67 to 5472 and encodes 1801 amino acids. NCBI's taxonomy places the organism in Eukaryota, Metazoa, Chordata, Mammalia, Rodentia, Spalacidae. Gene Ontology annotation, cellular component: membrane. The record is from RefSeq and is a predicted model, not a curated record.
GAGACAACUCUUGGACUCAGUUCAUAUCAACAGAAAAGGUGCACAUGUGUGUGCUGGUGCUCAUGCAUGUGUAUGCUUGUGCAUUUGGAGACCCGCGGACAACCUUGGCUGCCGUUCCUCAGUAUAUCUCUGUACCGGGGUAAUUGCCGGCCCAUACGAUUUGAACCGCCAAUGCUGGAUUUCCAUGAACAGCCAGUGGGAAUGCCAAAAAUGGAAAAAGUCUACUUACAUAAUCCUAGUUCUGAAGAAACUAUUACUUUAGUAUCAAUAUCUGCUACAACAUCACAUUUUCAUGCAUCGUUUUUUCAAAAUAGGAAAAUUCUUCCAGGAGGAAACACAUCAUUUGAUGUAGUUUUUCUUGCAAGAGUAGUAGGAAAUGUAGAAAAUACUUUAUUUAUUAACACAUCUAAUCAUGGGGUAUUUACUUACCAGGUAUUUGGUGUUGGGGUUCCAAAUCCUUACCGUUUGAGGCCAUUCCUUGGGGCCAGAGUCCCUGUGAAUAGCAGUUUUUCACCUAUAAUAAACAUACACAACCCUCACAGUGAGCCUUUACAGGUUGUAGAAAUGUACUCUAGUGGAGGAGAUCUUCACUUAGAACUCCCCACAGGGCAGCAAGGAGGUACCAGAAAAUUGUGGGAAAUCCCUCCUUAUGAAACCAAAGGAGUAAUGAGAGCCAGUUUCUCCUCCAGAGAAGCAGAUAAUCAUACAGCCUUCAUAAGAAUAAAGACCAAUGCAUCCGACAGCACAGAGUUUAUCAUCCUUCCUGUUGAGGUUGAAGUUACAACAGCUCCUGGAAUUUAUUCCUCAACUGAAAUGUUAGAUUUUGGAACAUUGCGAACACAAGAUCUUCCAAAAGUUUUAAAUCUUCAUUUAUUAAAUUCAGGAACAAAGGAUGUACCAAUUACAAGUGUUCGACCUACACCACAAAAUGACGCCAUAACAGUACACUUUAAACCAGUUACAUUAAAAGCUUCUGAAAGCAAAUACACCAAGGUUGCAAGCAUUAGUUUUGAUGCUUCAAGAGCAAAAAAGCCAACUCAGUUUUCUGGGAAAAUAACUGUUAAAGCAAAGGAAAAGAGUUAUUCUAAACUCGAAAUACCAUAUCAAGCAGAAGUUCUAGAUGGUUACUUGGGAUUUGACCAUGCCGCAACGCUGUUUCACAUCCGAGAUAGUCCUGCUGAUCCUGUGGAGAGGCCAAUUUACCUGACUAACACCUUCAGUUUUGCCAUCCUCAUUCAUGAUGUGUUGUUACCAGAAGAAGCCAAAACAAUGUUUAAAGUUCACAACUUCAGCAAACCAGUUUUAAUUCUUCCUAAUGAAUCGGGAUACAUUUUUACCCUGUUUUUUAUGCCAUCUACAUCAUCCAUGCACAUAGAUAACAACAUUUUACUUGUUACCAAUGCUUCUAAAUUUCAUUUACCUGUGCGGGUAUACACAGGCUUUUUAGACUACUUUGUAUUGCCCCCCAAAAUAGAAGAACGUUUCAUAGAUUUUGGAGUACUGAGUGCUACAGAAGCAAGUAAUAUUUUAUUUGCAAUUAUAAACAGCAAUCCAAUUGAGUUGGCUAUAAAAAGCUGGCACAUCAUAGGAGAUGGUUUAUCAAUAGAACUUGUUGCUACAGAAAAAGGCAAUAGAACUACAAUAAUUUCAAGCCUCCCAGAGUUGGAAAAAACCUCUUUACCUGACCAGUCAUCAGUAAUGUUAGCUUCCGGAUAUUUUGCAGUAUUCAGAGUCAGACUUACUGCAAAAAAACUGGAGGGGAUUCAUGAUGGUGCCAUACAGAUCACAACGGACUACGAGAUCCUCACCAUUCCUGUGAAGGCUGUGAUCGCAGUGGGCUCGCUGACCUGCUUCCCAAAGCAUAUGGUUCUUCCCCCUUCCUUUCCAGGGAAAAUAGUUCAUCAGAGCUUAAAUAUUAUGAAUUCCUUCUCACAGAAGGUGAAGAUACAACAAAUUCGAUCUUUAUCAGAAGAUGUUCGAUUUUACUACAAACGAUUACGGGGUAAUAGGGAAGACUUGGAGCCAGGGAAAAAAUCAAAGAUUGCAAACAUUUAUUUUGAUCCUGGGCUGCAGUGUGGGGAUCACUGCUACAUUGGCUUACCUUUUCUACCCAAGUCGGAACCCAAAGUGCAGCCCGGGGUGGCCAUGCAGGAAGACAUGUGGGAUUCCGACUGGGAUUCACAUCAGAGCUUAUUCAAAGCUUGGAUGGGAAUAAAAGAGAAUGCCGGUCAUAGACUGAAUGCUAUAUUCGAAGUAAAUACUGACCUUCAAAAAAACAUAGUAUCAAAAGUCACUGCUGAACUCUCCUGGCCUUCCAUACUUAGCUCACCCCGGCAUGUGAAGUUCCCACUCACUAAUACAAACUGCUCUUCAGAAGAAGAAAUUACCUUAGAAAAUCCUGCGGAUGUUCCUGUCUAUGUUCAGUUUAUUCCUCUAGCUUUAUAUUCCAACCCUUCAGUUUUUGUAGAUAAGUUAGUCUCAAGGUUUAACUUGGGUAAGGUGGCAAAACUAGAUUUGAGAACACUAGAAUUCCAAGUCUACAGAAACAGUGCUCAUCCACUGCAAAGUUCAGCAGGAUUUACAGAGGGCCUCUCUCGACAUUUAAUUUUAAACCUAAUUUUAAAACCUGGAGAAAAGAAAUCUGUCCAAGUAAAGUUUACUCCAGUUCACAACAGAACUGUUUCUUCAUUAAUCAUAGUCAGAAAUAACCUGACUGUGAUGGAUGCUGUGAUGGUCCAAGGUCAAGGGACAACUGAGAACUUGAGGGUGGCAGGCAAACUUCCAGGUCCUGGAAGCUCCUUGCGCUUUAAAAUCACAGAAGCAUUGUUGAAAGAUUGUAUGGACAGUUUGAAACUAAGAGAACCAAAUUUCACACUGAAAAGAACAUUUAAAGUAGAAAAUACAGGGCAACUUCAAAUCCAUGUACAGACCAUUGAAAUCAGUGGAUAUGCCUGUGAAGGAUAUGGUUUUAAAGUGGCUAAUUGUCAAGACUUUGCACUAAGUGCCAAUGCCUCUAGAGACAUAGUCAUAUUGUUUACUCCUGAUUUUACAGCCUCUAGAGUUAUUCGUGAACUGAAGUUUAUAACAACCAGUGGUUCUGAAUUUGUUUUUGUAUUGAAUGCCUCUCUUCCAUACCACAUGUUAGCAACCUGUGCAGAAGCCCUACCCAGACCCAACUGGGAACUAGCUCUGUACAUCAUCAUCUCAGGAAUAAUGAGUGCACUGUUUCUCCUGGUCAUUGGAACAGCUUAUUUGGAAGCUCAAGGAAUUUGGGAGCCGUUUCGAAGACGACUAUCCUUUGAGGCUUCAAACCCGCCCUUUGAUGUGGGAAGGCCAUUUGACCUCAGGAGAAUUGUUGGUAUUUCAUCUGAAGGAAACUUGAACACACUCAGCUGCGACUCCAGUCAUGGUAGGGGGUUCUGUGGCAGCUCGUCGUUCCGACCUGGUACGGGGAGUCACAAGCAGUGUGGCACAUCAGUUCACCCACACAGCAGCCACAGCAAUAGAAACUCAGCUGACGUGGAAAAUGUCAGAGCCAAAAACAGUUCAAGUAUCUCAAACAGGACUUCUGCACAAGCAGCUGCCUCACAGUCUACAAGCAAAGCAAGCCCCCUUGUCUUAGAAGCAAAUGCAGCAACCCAGAGUCAUGCAGCAGGCAGAAAGUCCAAAGGGACAAAGCAAAGCCAGCACAGCAGCCAGCAUCAUGGCCACAGCCUGCUGGAGCAGCACCCACAGCCUCCCCCUCCACCACCAGUGCCUCAGCACCAGGAGCCACUGCCUGAAAGGCUGUCUCCCGCCCCCCUUGCCCACCCUUCCCACCCAGAGCGAGCCAGCAACACACGGCACAGCUCAGAGGACUCAGACAUCACCAGUCUCAUAGAAGCCAUGGACAAAGACUUCCACCACGACUCCCCAGCCCUAGAUGUGUUUACAGAGCAGCCUCCAUCACCAUUGUCAAAGAGCAAAGGGAAAGGAAAACCUCUUCAACAACGCAAGGUUAAGCCUCCAAAGAAGCAAGAAGAGAAGGAGAAGAGGGGAAAGGGAAAGCCUCAGGAGGAUGAGCUAAAGGAUGCCCUGGCAGAUGACGACAGCUCCUCCACCACCACAGAGACCUCCAACCCCGACACAGAGCCACUCCUGAAGGAGGACACAGAAAAGCAAAAGGGAAAACAAGCCAUGCCUGAAAAACAUGAAAACGAAAUGUCCCAAGUAAAACAAAAAAGCAAAAAACUUCUAAAUGUUAAGAAAGAAAUCCCAGCAGAUGUGAAGUCCAGUUCUCUAGAACCGUCAUAUACACCCUCACUGGAAGGUAAACCACAUAGAAAUCUCCCAACCAAGAUUCCUCUUCCAACUACAUUGACAAAUGGAUCCAAAUCACGAAAUUCCCAGAAAACAAAAGGUACAAGUAAGAUAGUGGAUAACAGGCCAACUGCCCUAGCAAAAUUCCUCCCGAACAGUCAAGAACUAGGCAACACCAGUAGUUCAGAGGGUGAAAAAGACUCUCCUCCACCAGAAUGGGAUGCUGUGCCAGUUCACAAGCCCGGCAGUUCUACCGACAGUCUUUAUAAACUUUCUCUGCAAACCCUCAACGCAGACAUUUUCUUAAAACAACGCCAGACCUCACCAGCACCUGCCUCUCCAUCACCACCUGCCGCCCCUUGCCCGUUCACAUCCCGAGGCAGUUACAGCAGCAUCGUCAACAGCUGCAGCAGUGACCCAAAGGCAAAGCCCAGCGGGAGCAAAAGCAAGUUAACAAAAGCAGCCUCUCUCCCCGGCAAGAAUGGCAACCCCACUUUUGCUGCAGUCACUGCAGGCUACGACAAGAGCCCGGGUGGGAAUGGCUUUGCUAAAAUUUCUUCAAGCAAAACAGAUUUUUCCAGCAGCCUUGGCAUUUCACACAUUCCUGUUGACAGUGAUGGCUCAGACAGCUCGGGUUUGUGGAGUCCCGUCAGCAACCCAAGCAGCCCUGACUUCACCCCCCUCAAUUCAUUCUCGGCCUUUGGAAAUUCUUUUAAUCUAACUGGUGAAGUUUUCAGCAAACUUGGGCUAUCCCGAUCCUGCAAUCAGUCCUCCCAGAGAAGCUGGAAUGAGUUUAACAGUGGCCCUUCAUACCUUUGGGAUUCUCCAGCAACAGAUCCCAGCCCUUCCUGGCCAGCCAGUUCCAGCUCACCAACCCACACAGCCACCUCGAUCCUUGGCAAUACCAGUGGCCUGUGGUCCACUACUCCAUUCAGCAGCUCAAUCUGGUCCAGCAACCUCAACAGUGCCCUUCCUUUCACCACGCCAACAAGUACGCUGUCCAGCAUUGGCCUCAUGGGCACAGAAAACUCCCCCAGUGCCCACACUCCCUCCACCUCUGGUCCAGCUGACGACUUGGGACAAACCUACAAUCCCUGGCGGAUAUGGAGCCCCACAAUCGGAAGAAGAAGCUCUGACCCUUGGUCUAAUUCGCACUUCCCUCAUGAGAAUUAAAAUUAGGCAAAAAAGAAAAGUGGAGGCCCCUCAUCUAGAUCAUGAUGUGCCAGUUUCCCAGACGUCUUUUGAAGGCUUUCACUGCCAUCACCCCCUCCCCACCCUCUUCGUCUUUGCAGAGCAGACUUAAGCAGGGCAGGCUUUCUCCGCUCGCUUCUUUCAGAUCUUUCAUGCAGUUAUGAUACUAUGAGAUUUGCUUCUGUGCUUAUAGAGAAAAGUCUGGACUCAGCCACAAACUCUGCUGAGAACUGUCAUCCAAAGACCUUAAUUGGUCCCGUCUCCCCACCUGUCUUCUUCCAUGCUUUCUUUAUCUGUAAGAACACAAAUUUGGCUUUACAGUUAAGGGAGUAAUUUGAGUUGAUUCAGAAGUCCUGGCAUGUGGCAAUUUUACUAAAUUACCAAGCUUGGUUUUUAAUAAUUUGACAACAUUAUGCGCCAAGAUCUAAUUUUAAAAAUGUAUGAGGACUUUGUGCUGAAAAUACAGAGUAUUUUUUUAAAAGUAAGGAUAUCUUGGUUUAAAAGCAGAUUACAGAAAUGUAAGCCAACUUAAGAACCCUGAAGAAUGUAAAAAACAUUCGAUUGAGACCAUAACGCAUUUUCUGUGCUGUUUGUACUUGAGGUAUGUAACAUUUGUAUACCUGAAUUUAUUUUAAAGAUAAACUGAAAUGCACAUAGCCAAGUCUUGACAUUACAAGAUUGUGUAUUUCUUAAAUAUACAACUUUGUGUUGUACUUUGAAAUAAAUGAUGCUUUUUUCAAAAGCCUUGAA